Molecule: messenger RNA, 780 nt
Organism: Morchella importuna
Lineage: Eukaryota; Fungi; Ascomycota; Pezizomycetes; Pezizales; Morchellaceae
Exons: 1
Coding region: 1-780 (259 amino acids)
Biological process (GO): siroheme biosynthetic process
Molecular function (GO): precorrin-2 dehydrogenase activity; protoporphyrin ferrochelatase activity
Source: RefSeq, a predicted model, not a curated record
AUGUCCCGCCCCACCGCGCCCGCCUCCACCGAAACAGAGGAAUUCCCCGCCAUCCAACCUGGCGGCUCCCUCCUCCUCGCCUGGCAAGUGCGCAACCGCCGCGUGCUCGUCGUCGGCGGCGGCAACGUCGCCGCCGGCCGCAUCCUCGCCCUCCUCAACGCCGACGCCCUCGUCACCGUAGUCACGCCCACCGCCGGCCUCGUCCCCGAGGUCGCCCACCGCAUCGCCUGUAACCUCGUUACCCACGUCGACCGCAACUUCCUCCCCACCGACCUCGACGACCCGGCCAUCGCCAUGGUGCUCACCGCCGUCGACGACCCCGUCGCCUCGUCCGAGAUCUACACGCUGUGCAAGCAGCGCCGCAUCCCCGUCAACGUGGCCGACGUCCCGCCCGAGUGCGACUUCUACUUUGGCAGCAUACACCGCGACGGUCCGCUGCAGAUCAUGGUGUCGACGAAUGGGAAUGGGCCGAAGAUUGCGAAUAUUGUGAGGAGGCAGAUUGCGGAGAUGUUGCCAACGAAUGUGGGGGAUGCGAUUGUGAGGGUGGGGGAGCUGAGGAAGAGGCUGAGGAAGGUGGCGCCCGAGCCUGCGCAGGGCCCGAAGAGGAUGGAGUGGAUGUCGAGGGUGUGUGAGUCGUGGAGCUUGGAGGAGCUGUGUGAUAUGGAUGAGGCGGAUAUGGAUGGCCUGUUGGGCUUCUUUGAGGAGGGGAGGGUGCUGGGGUAUAAGGAGUUGAGGGGCCUCCAAGAGGGUGAGGUGAAGGCGAAGGCGGUCGAGGCAUAG